AUGAAGACGAAACCUCCAUCCCCAACUUCCACCGCCGGGACCCUUCCCAAGAAAUCCCGAGCAUUAAAUUCCCCCACAGGCGGUAGCCGCAUACCUUCUCCCACCACUCAUCGUCCAACCUUCAAUGCUCCUUCGCCUUCCUCAUCAUCAUCCACAGCCUCGUCGCGACGACGAAGUUCGGGUGGGCAGAUCUCACGCUCUAUCUCUGCCUGUAACCGCUGCCGCUCCCGUAAAACUAAAUGCGAUCAGUUAUUCCCGAAUUGUUCAUCGUGUGCCAAAGCUGGUAUAGAAUGUGUGGGGAUCGAUGCGGCGACGGGAAGGGAGGUUCCUAGGAGUUAUGUGGACUGGUUGGAGAAGCGAGUGAGGUUUCUGGAGCAGGCGAUGGGAAUUUCUAAUGAUGGUACCGAGUCUAACCCUGGCCGGACUGGAGGAGGGGGGGUCAAGCGGAAGCUGAGUAGCGCUCCCCCGGAGGAAGGGGGAGAAGCAUCGGAGGAUCACGCUCAGGAUGAUGGAGGAGAAAAGGCACUACAUUUACGCCCGGAUAUUGAGAAUCUCGUCAGUCAGGUCGGACUUGUGAGCGUGCAGGGCACUAGUGCGCCCGGCUUUCUGGGAGGGACAUCGGGAAUCUCGUGUGUGGCCCUGUUCCCUCCAUGGUCGCGGCACCGGGCUGGGGUAUUGGAGUCGACUAACUAUGUUGAAUUAGUUUUGCCCGCUUGAUGUUUGCAGCUGUAAAGACGACAAACAAGGACAACCCCCAAUCAUCACAACCGGCAUCCAUCCAAUCUAAUCCCCCCAGCUCCUCUCCCAAGCCUCCCAAUGCGGAUUCCGAAGUCGCGACAGACUCAUCCACCCAAAUUCCUCGCAGCCGGCAACGUCCCUCACCCGCUCCUUUCCCUCGCCGUCAGAUGGGGGAGAAUUAUGUUGACAUAUUCUUCAAUCAGGCCAAUCCACAGACGCCAAUCCUCCACAGACCAUCAUUUGAAAGGAUGUUCGGGCGGGCGUGUUCAAAGAUCGAGGAGGAGGGGGGGGAUGGGUUGCCAGCGGAGGGGGGCGCAGGGGGAACUGGUGGGGGCGAAAAAGAUCACCAGCACCGUGCGGAUUUGUAUUUCCUAUACAUGGUAUUCGCCAUCGCUACGGCAAUGUCUUCGCGGACGGAGUCUUUGCCAGAGCGGUACCAUGCAUCAGCGAUGCUACACAUGGACUCCCUUUUCUCCUCCAUCUCACUUACAAAUAACCGCCUGGAUGGGUUGAAAGGGAUACUGCUUUUAGCAUUGUACUCCAUUAUGCGGCCUGCAGCUCCAGGUGUGUGGUAUGUCCUUGGUGCAGCGAUGCGGCUGGCAAUCGACCUUGGCCUGCAUCAGGAGAAUACGCAAAAGGCGGAAAAGAUGUGGGACCCACUCACGAUUGAUGAGCGACGGCGGCUCUGGUGGUGUACCUACUGCCUUGACCGGCAGAUUUGUGUCUAUCUUGGACGACCAUUUGGGAUUGCCGACGAGGCUAUCGGGACCCCUUUUCCCCUGGAAGAGAUUGAUGGGUGGAGUGAGGCGCCGCAGACGGAUGCAGGCGACGAGGAUAGGAGGAUCAGGUCUUGUCGAACGAUAUCGAUUCACAUCUUCAAAAUUCGUCAAAUCCAAUCCGAGAUUCAACAGGUCCUCUACCAGUCCAUUUCGGCGCUUCCCCGACAAUUUGCGACAGUCGAAGAAUGGCGCAAGGACGUUGAAUCACGACUGACGUUGUGGUGCGAGUCCGUGCCAAAGUCGAGAGCCGAUAUGAACAACUGUGGAUAUAACCUGUCCUUUAUUGAUCUGAAUUAUCAGCAAACCCGACUGCUCUUGUAUGGGUUAUGCCCCACAGUCCCAACUCCAUCCACAGAAGCAUUCGAAGUGAUCGCCGACUCGGGGAGUAGAAUAAUAAGGCUCUACCGGCAGCUCCACCGCGAGAAAUGCAUCAAUUAUACCUGGCUCGCAUGCCACAACCUCUUUACGGCGGGAACAUCCUACCUUUACGCCCUUUGGCACUCCCGAGAGGUGCGCCGCAAGACAACCGUCGAACAGAUAGACUUCAACAACCUAGCCUGUGUCGACGUCCUCGGCAGCAUGAUAGACAAGUGCCCGGCGGCCCAGGGCUGCCGCGACGUCUUCGAAUCACUAGCCUCUGCCACCGUCCAACUCUGCACAACCGAGUACUCGGUCGAGCGUCCAGGCGCCAAACGCUUAAAGAUGGAAUGGCAGCAACAACAACACCAGAAGGAGCUAUACCAGCAACAGCAACAAGUCUUCGGACACGAAUCCCGUGUCGUCAAGAACCUCCCAGCAUCACUCGCGAAUAUUGUGCACGUACCCAGUCCUCCGCCGGCCUAUAAUCCCCCCGCGCCGCCGCCCACAUACGACGGUGAUAUGCUAAUGCCGCCACCACCGCAACCGUACAGAACGGACCACCACAACCCCCACCAGGACCACUAUUAUGAUGCAGCACUACACGGAAACCCGGUGGAAAUGAUGGGCGUGAUUGACAGCCGCGGACUCUUUGAAAUGAUGCGUGAGGUCGGCACCGUCGAUUCCUCUAUCCCCUGGGAAGGAAAUUCGGCUACGAUCCCAGGCAUGCACUAUGGGGCCGGAGGAGGCAUGGGAAUGGUUGGUACCAGCGGCGCAGAGAUUUUUGGGGGUUGGUCAGGGUUUUGA
Molecule: messenger RNA, 2681 nt
Organism: Tuber aestivum (summer truffle)
Lineage: Eukaryota; Fungi; Ascomycota; Pezizomycetes; Pezizales; Tuberaceae
Source: the annotation of a GenBank genome assembly